This is a messenger RNA of Pneumocystis jirovecii RU7, 2250 nucleotides long. RefSeq names its product dolichyl-diphosphooligosaccharide--protein glycosyltransferase subunit STT3. The record is from RefSeq and is a predicted model, not a curated record. The transcript has 13 exons. Gene Ontology annotation, cellular component: membrane. Gene Ontology annotation, biological process: post-translational protein modification. NCBI's taxonomy places the organism in Eukaryota, Fungi, Ascomycota, Pneumocystomycetes, Pneumocystales, Pneumocystaceae. Bases 1 to 2250 code for a protein of 749 amino acids. Gene Ontology annotation, molecular function: dolichyl-diphosphooligosaccharide-protein glycotransferase activity.
AUGGUAGAAUCUGAGCGAAGCUCUUUAAUUUCUAAAGAAAACAUUAAAGAUAUAAAAGAAUUGCUAAAAGUUAUAUCUCAGCAUCAUCUAUCUUUCCUCGAUUAUUCUCUGUUAUCAGGUGUGUUUAUACGCAAAAUUGUAUAUAGUAUUUGUCUAAUAAAGCCUAGAUAUGAAUCAAUUAUUCAUGAAUUUGAUCCAUGGUUUAAUUUUCGUGCUACGAAAUACUUAAUUUCUUCUUCGUUGAAUGAUUUUUGGAAUUGGUUUGAUGAUCGAACAUGGUAUCCUUUAGGACGAGUGACAGGAGGAACAAUGUAUCCAGGAUUAAUGGUUACGUCGUAUAUUAUUCAUUCUAUUUUUCAUUUUUUUAAUUAUCCUGUUAAUAUUCGUGACGUUUGUGUCUUUUUUGCGCCUGCUUUUUCAAGUCUAACAGCACUUGCAACAUAUCUAUUUACAAAAGAAUUAAAAGAUGAAACAGCAGGGCUUUUUGCUGCUGCGUUUAUUGCUAUCGUACCAGGAUACAUUUCAAGAUCUGUUUCAGGAAGCUAUGAUAAUGAAGCAAUUGCUAUUACACUCUUAAUGACAACAUUUUUUUUGUGGAUUAAAGCAGUAAAAACAGGGCGUGCUUUUUGGGGUGCAUUAACUGCUUUUUUCUAUUUUUAUAUGGUUUCUGCUUGGGGUGGGUAUGUCUUUAUUACGAACAUGAUUCCUUUACAUUGUUUCCUUCUUAUUUUAAUGGGCCGUUUUUCAUCAAAAAUAUAUAUAGCAUAUUCCAGUUUCUAUAGUUUAGGAACAUUAAUGUCAAUGCAAAUCCCAUUUGUUAGCUUUCAGGCGAUUCGUACUAGUGAACAUAUGUCUGCACUUGGUAGUAUUUUUGGUUUAAUGCAGAUUUUGGCAUUUGUAAACUUUAUACGAUCUCAUGUUUCUGAUAAAAAAUUUCAAGACCUUCUUAAGUAUAGUGUAUUCUUUUUAUUUUUCUUGUCUUUUCUUGUACUGGUUUUAUUGACAGUGGCUGGAGUAAUUGCUCCAUGGACAGGCCGAUUUUAUUCUUUGUGGGAUACAAGUUAUGCAAAAAUUCAUAUUCCUAUUAUUGCUUCUGUUUCAGAACAUCAGCCAACUUCCUGGACAUAUUUCUUCUUUGAUUUUGGAUUACUAAUUUGGCUAUUCCCUGCUGGUAUUUAUUUCUGCUUUCAAAAACUGAAAGAUGAACACGUUUUUGUUAUUAUAUAUGGUAUUAUGGCCAGCUAUUUUUCAGGAGUAAUGGUUCGCCUUAUAUUAGUAUUGGCACCAGUUAUUUGUGUUGCAUCAGCACUUAGUUUAACAGCAUUAUUGGAUAAAUAUCUAUUUUUUCCAAAUUUUCAAUUUAAAGCACUAUUUACUUCUAAAUCAAAGAAUAAUGUAAUUAAAAGCUCUAAGAAUAUAACCAAUUAUGCUGGAUUUUAUAUCUCCAGAAUUGCACUAGUAUCUUUACUUUUUUAUUAUUUAGUUUUAUUCGUCUAUCAUAGUACAUGGGUCACGUCCAAUGCAUAUUCUUCACCAUCUGUAAUAUUUUCAGGUCAAACAUCAUCUGGGAAAGAUUUUAUUAUUGAUGAUUACCGCGAAGCAUAUUAUUGGUUAAGAAAAAACACACCUUAUGAUGCGAAAAUUGCAAGUUGGUGGGAUUAUGGUUAUCAAAUUGGAGGUUUAGCAGAUAGAAUUACUUUAGUUGAUAAUAACACAUGGAAUAAUACACAUAUUGCAACAGUGGGAAAAAUUAUGUCUAGUCCUGAAGAAAUUUCAUACCCAAUUUUAAGAAAACAUGACGUAGAUUAUGUUCUUAUUAUUUUUGGAGGAUUACUUGGAUAUUCUGGAGAUGAUAUAAAUAAGUUUCUUUGGAUGGUUAGGAUUGCAGAAGGUGUUUGGCCUAAUGAAGUAAGAGAGAAUGACUUUUUUUCAUAUAGUGGAUACAGAGUCGAUAAAGAAGCAACACCUACUAUGAAAAAUAGUCUUAUGUAUAAAAUGAGCUAUUACAAUUUUAAUAAAUUAUUUAAUGGAAAUGAAGGCUAUGAUUCAGUUAGAGAACAGUAUAUACCAGCUGAGAAUAUUGUUUUAAAUACACUAGAGGAAGCUUAUACCACUGAAAAUUGGCUAGUUCGAAUUUAUAAAGUUAAAAGUUUGGAUAACUUAGGAAGAGAUUAUACAAAUAAAAAACCGCAUGUUUUAUACAAAAACGACCAAGGUAUUUAUAAAACACUUAGAAUAAAUACUUUUUAA